ACUGAUAAAAUGUUGGCCUUCAUAGGAUUCCCGGGUGAUAGUUGCUGACAACCGGAGGUGCAAUUCCUAAGGUCAGCGUAAUUUGCGGUUAUCUGUAAGACCAUUAUUACUGUACAGGUAGUUACUGCUGAUAUCACUUUUUGAAAAAAAAAAGAUGCAGAUGACACAUGACAUUAGGCUACACGUAGCAAUAAAUGUCGUCGAUUGCGCUGAACUAAUGCAUUUGGGGCAUAGCGACGUAUCUGCAAGUUCUUUAAUAGUACUUGGGUCCUCCAGGUGCUGAUAGUUGUCACUUCACAACCAGCCUGCACCUUUUUUGUGCUACGGACGACCACACAACUAUGGGAGAAGGUCAUUCACACCCGAGAGCGAAUAAAGCUGUAGUUUUCUUUGGAGUUUUGUUUACUUUUGUUUGCAGCGUUUCGGGAGAGACGCCCGUCAUUUUUAAUGACAUACUGCAGUUCUAUGGUGAAAAUGGCUCCCUGACCCACGCUGACAUUAAUAAUUUACUGGAACUCCUGAACAAAAAGCCAUCUAAUCUAGGAGGAAUUGUGUCCACGCACUCUCAGUGUCUGUCAGGAGCUGAGGUCCUUUCCCAGUAUGGACUCAGCAACCUCACCCAUUUAGGUGAAGCUCACCUGCAUGACAUCUGCCCUGCUCUUCUCAACCAAGCUGUGCUGCCCUCAUGCCCUGAUGACGCCCUCAUGCCCGAGGUCAGAGCAGUGGUCAUCGAUGCUCGUGUGUGGGGGUUUGGGUUUCUGUCCAUCACUAUCAUCAACCUCGCCUCCCUACUUGGAUUGUUCCUCAUCCCCUUCACAAAGAAGUCCUACUUCCCCAAGAUACUCACAUAUUUUAUCGGCCUGGCCAUUGGGACGCUCUUCUCCAAUGCUGUCCUACAGCUCAUCCCAGAGGCCUUAGGGUUUGACCCCAGGGUAGAUAACUACACUGGCAAAGCUGUCGGGAUAUUUGGUGGAUUCUAUCUGCUCUUCUUUGUGGAGAAAGUCCUCAAAAUGGCGCUGAAAACAGACAGGGGGCAUGGCCACAGUCACUUCAUCCCUCCAGACUCUCCCCAACUCAACUCUCACCAGAAUGGGAAUGUGGCGGAGAAGGCGGAGGUUAUUGCUGUGACCAGCUUCGGUCGUGACAGCAGUGACAGAGCCAGUAUGACUUCUGAAGCUCAUGCCACCCAGACAGUGGUGGGGUCGCGGAGGUCAUGCCACUGGCUCCGGGGUGCCGAUCUCUCCAGUAUAAAGACAGUGGCCUGGAUGAUCACGCUGAGCGACGGGUUGCACAACUUCAUAGAUGGCCUGGCCAUCGGGGCGUCCUUCACCGUGUCUUUGCUUGCGGGGUUCAGCACUUCAAUCGCCAUCGUGUGCGAGGAGUUCCCCCAUGAGCUGGGUGACUUUGUGAUCCUGCUGAACUCGGGCAUGAGCAUCCCACAAGCCAUCUUCUUCAACUUACUGUCUGCCAUGGCCUGCUACGUAGGCCUGGUAAUCGGCAUCCUAAUCGGCAGCCAAUUUGCCCCGAAUGUUAUCUUCGCCAUUGCCGGGGGCAUGUUCCUUUACAUUGCACUGGCAGACAUGUUUCCUGAGAUGAACAGCAUCGAGGCCAUGUCCGAGAGAUCCACCAAGUCCGAGGUGAUUAUCUUUCUGAUCCAGAACGCAGGAAUACUCAGCGGCUUCGCCAUCAUCCUGCUCAUAACAAUGUUUGCGGGAGACAUAAACUUGGGCUGACCUAUGGGAUUUCCCAGAAGGCUACCAGUUUGCCUGCUGGGUUCAAGUCUGGGUUGCCACACUCGAGGGCCCAGUUAAUGUACAUUUCUGACGGGGUUCACACUCUUUGAUUAACCGAUUACAUACAACUGCACUUUAAUUUCUUUUCAAUUGCCACUUAUUUGGUAGUUUGUGCAAAUAUUAAUUUAGAAGGUAGCAGUUAAUGAAUUAACACAAGAAUCAAUACUGCUUUGCUUUUUAAUAUAUAUAUAAUGUAUAUUUAGAUAUUUUAAUUAUUUGUAUUAGAUCAUAUGGUUAGAAUAUGUAUUUAUAGCUUUAUAGCCAUAUUAAAGUUUAGCCAUAUUCAUAAUUUUUUAUGUCAUUUUUCUAUGUUUGCACUUAGACAAGACAAUGUAACAUUAUUGAAUUCAGAUGCCCCUUCAUUAUAGUUUAUCAUAUUUAAUGACAUACCAUUGUUGAACUCACAAAUAAACAACUUUAUAUUGCUUAUUUUGCAUUUGAUCCAGUCCAGUCAUAAAACAUUACCAAUAAAAAGUCAAUCAGUACGUAUUUUAAAACCCAA
Molecule: messenger RNA, 2295 nt
Organism: Clupea harengus (Atlantic herring)
Lineage: Eukaryota; Metazoa; Chordata; Actinopteri; Clupeiformes; Clupeidae
Product: metal cation symporter ZIP8-like
Biological process (GO): intracellular monoatomic cation homeostasis; zinc ion import across plasma membrane
Cellular component (GO): plasma membrane
Molecular function (GO): monoatomic cation:bicarbonate symporter activity; zinc ion transmembrane transporter activity
Source: RefSeq, a predicted model, not a curated record